Molecule: messenger RNA, 693 nt
Organism: Cajanus cajan (pigeon pea)
Lineage: Eukaryota; Viridiplantae; Streptophyta; Magnoliopsida; Fabales; Fabaceae
Product: GATA zinc finger protein
Source: RefSeq, a predicted model, not a curated record
UUCCGUUUACCGAUCCCACGAUUCUGUUUCUCCUGAUGCCGUCGCUCUCGGGACUCGCCGCCGCGAUCCUCAUCGCGAUCGCCCUACUUCUCGCCGGACACUCCGCCGCCCGCGAUCUCCGCCCCUCGGAGCACGGCCUCGUGUUCCAGGCCUCGCCGCCGGCCAAUUCAUCGCCGGAGAUGAGGUCCUUCUUCAGCACCGCCAAGGGCUCCUCUCCCUCCGGCGCGCCGCUCCGGAACGCCACGGAGUCCCUGCCGCCGUCGUGGUGGGGAGUCGGAGGCGGCGGCGGAGGAAGAAGCCCGGUGCGACGAGCGUUGACGACGGCGAGCUUAGUGUGCGGGAUCACAGGUGGCGCUCUGUUAGUGGCUUCGGUGUUACUUUAUCUGUUUAAGCAGCGAAGAAAGCAAACGCAAAACGAAUCGUUUGGCACUUGUAAUAAUAAUAAUAAUAAUAAUAAUAUUAAUAGUAAUAAUUAUCUUAAUGAUGGCAAUAACAAGCUUCAGAUUGUGCCAGUUGUACGCAAUUCUUGACUUCAAUUCCCACUCUCUACUCUCGUGUGUAAAUGAUGGAUGUUCCUCCUUUUCUAUAUUUUUUAUUAUUAUUGUGUACUAUUAUUUUUUGGUGUUCAAAUUAUUUGUAUGUUACAAAAGUUGUGCAAAUAAAUUAACGCUCUCAUUAUUACUCUCUUCGUCA